AGUUGAGUUUAGCCUUUAAGAGACAAUCGAAUCAUUUUGAUUUAAUCACUUGACGAUUUACAAUUGGACACACGUCCCGAGAAAUUAAUAUAUUAAAAUGUAACGACAAUAACUAAAGAUCAUCAAUCGCUUAAAUAUGAACUUUAAGAUAAAUAAUCGAGUUAAAUGGAUUACAUGUUUUUGGAUAUGAAAUGCAUACCGAGAAUUAGUUGCGAGUCCAAAAUCCACCACACCAUUAAUUCACGUUCUAUUAAUUUAUCAGGGAGGGAGGCAUGCGAAGAGUAUGCGGGAGAAGUACAAAAGCUGGCUUACAAGCUGUUGGGACUCAUCUCCCUCAGCUUAGGGCUGCCCGAGAAUCGACUGAAUGGGUUCUUCAACAAGGACCAGACAAGUUUCGUGAGGCUGAACCACUACCCGCCCUGCCCUAUCCCUCACCUGGCUCUCGGGGUGGGCCCGCACAAAGACGCCGGGGCGUUGACCGUCCUGGCUCAGGACGACGUCGGCGGCCUUGAAGUGAGACGCAAAACCGACGGGGAAUGGGUUUUCGUCAAGCCCACCCCCGAUGCUUUUAUCAUCAAUGUUGGCGACAUUAUUCAAGUGUGGAGCAACGACAAGUACGAGAGCGUGGAUCACAGGGUGAAGGUGAACCCCGAGAGAGCGGUUUUCGAUCCCUUUCUUCCUCAACCCGGCGCACUAUACUCUGGUGGAGCCGUUGUCCGAGCUACUGAGCUCGGACAACCCUACAAAGUAUAAAGCGUACAACUGGGGAAAGUUUUACACCACCCGGAAGACCAGCAAUUUCAAGAAGCUUGGUGUUGAAAACAUCCAAAUUUACCACUUCAGAGUUUGAUCAUCAACUCUACUGUAAUAAGCAUAAUUAGUGUCC
This is a messenger RNA of Cuscuta campestris, 886 nucleotides long. The record is from the annotation of a GenBank genome assembly. NCBI's taxonomy places the organism in Eukaryota, Viridiplantae, Streptophyta, Magnoliopsida, Solanales, Convolvulaceae.